Molecule: messenger RNA, 792 nt
Organism: Monascus purpureus
Lineage: Eukaryota; Fungi; Ascomycota; Eurotiomycetes; Eurotiales; Aspergillaceae
Source: the annotation of a GenBank genome assembly
AUGUCACAUCCAGAGCUACCGCACAUCACUCCUUUUCGGUCUGAACAAGGGAUCGCGGAGAGUAUGAUAAGGCAUACAAUCCUCCCACCACGAAAUGGCUUCGAUGAACACACACGAUUAAACACGGCCCGUCGUCACGGGGCCCUUCCUGCAGUGGGCUAUCGAGGACCAGUUCUCCAACGGCCGUCGACCAUCUUUCAACUGCAAUGGACCACAGAUCAGGUGGAAGAUGGGGACGAAGAUAACGGUGGGUAUGGGAAGCUCCACCUUCAAAGAUCCUGGAGAGCCGUGAAGGAAGAAGCCGUCCGGUCCACGAGAACAGCAAUGGCAAUGGUGGCAAUGGGUGAGGAGUCGGACUGCAGAGAUAUGCCGAAAACAGCGCAGAUUGUGGAUGAAUUUGGCGCUGGCCUACGGCUUUGCUGUGUGUGACUGUUGCAGCCAUAAAGACAGUCGACACUGCCGAUGCUAGGCCCUAACCAAGGGGUUUUCACGUGGCGAAGAAAGCGAAGGGCAGAUAAUCAGAUCCUGUGAUUGACUUCUGCUAUUCCAAAAAGUCCUCUCUGACACUCUGACAGGAUAGGGGUUAAGCAUAGGGUCUGCAGGGUGUGCGAUGGCUAGGUAUGGGAAGGUACUGUGUUCUUCAGAUGAGCGACUAGCCAGGCCUUUUGCCCGUGUAUUGAGCAUUGCAGCUGGCCAUCCUCACUAGUUGGGUGUAUUGAACCGAAAGGAUGCCAUGGCGCGGAGGACUUUCCAGCAUGUUACUCGGGUCAACAGCAUUGGAUUAUUCUGAUC